Molecule: messenger RNA, 834 nt
Organism: Hydatigera taeniaeformis
Lineage: Eukaryota; Metazoa; Platyhelminthes; Cestoda; Cyclophyllidea; Taeniidae
Source: the annotation of a GenBank genome assembly
AUGCAGGACUGUUUCUACACAUCAUCAGAAGCAGGUUUUGAACAGGUUUCCCAAGACGAGACGAGGAGCGAACAAUCUCAAUGUGGUAACCUCUAUUGGCCAUCGUUCUCUAUGUCUGACUGCAGCACCUACUCUUACUCCACAACGCAGUCUCAGUGGAUGGCUGAUGACAAGUCCAAUAUUCAACAUUUGCGGCAGUGGGACCCAACUCAGAUGAUACCACUCCACCACAUCAUACCCAGCUCUUCCACAGCUCUUCCACAGCCGAGCACCUCCCUUCCAGAUAGCGAUCUUGAACUCUUUGCCGAGCACUUCAAACAGCGUCGAAUGAAACUUGGAGCCACGCAGGCAGACGUGGGAAAAGCUCUCGGUGCUAUGAUGAUUCCUGGAGUUGAGAGCCUCUCCCAAUCCACAAUCUGUCGGUUCGAGUCCCUCACUCUUUCCCGCACAAACAUGAUCGCUCUCCGUCCACUACUCCAAAUCUGGCUGGAUAGGGCAGAGGCUAUGGGAGUAGCCAACAGGAGUUCACAAUUUCAUGAUAUGUCCGUCUCCCCUGCACAGAACGUCCCCAGUUUACAGCAGAGUCGGCGAAAAAGAACCUGCAUCACCGAUAGUGAGCGCAGAGCUCUGGAGGGGUACUUUGCAGUACAGCCGCAGCCGUCUAGUGAGAGGGUCGCCCGAAUUGCCUCAUUGCUAGGCCUACCAAAAAGUGUUGUGCGUGUAUGGUUUUGCAAUCAAAGGCAAAAGCAAAAACGUCUUAAAUGUGACUUCGAGAACACGCGAUCUAGAUGCGCAGCGGACAUUAAAACAGACGUGGAUUACUUUAGUAGGUAG